AUGAAGUUGAUGGUCUUCCAUCUAAUCCUGGUUGGUCUCUCUACCGUAUCAGCGACAGCAAUCACCAAUCGCUUACUGGAGAACUAUGAACGAAAAUUGAACAGUCUCAACGGGUUUAUUGAACGAAGGCGAUCCAAUGGGAAACAUAGAAUGAAGCGGUAUCGCUGCAUCGAGGAAUAUGUGGAUGAACACGGUAACGUCAUCGAGGAAGGCGAAGAACACUUCACUACUGUAGCUCCUAUUACGGAUCCAACUCUAGGGCGAUCACACUUUCAGUGGAAGUCAGCUUCGCAACAGCAAGGAUACGACAAAGACAACCCUAUGCUAUGCAGCAACUCCCUUGAUAAUUUAAAUAGGGAUUUUUUGUUUGUGCUCGCAGUAGGGCCAAGCAGACAAGUUCUGCCCGUAAAUUCUUGGUUAUCCGACCCACCCAAGUCGCAGGCAAAAGGCGUUACGGCCUUCGUAAUAAAGCAACCUAAACGAAUCAAGGUGGGAGUUAUAAAACCAGCCAGGGGAGCCAAAGUGACAGUGAUAAGGAGAAAGCCGAAAACGAAGAAGAAAAAGCUUCAUAACAGACGUCCUAUACCUGACGAAGACCGCACAGGAAUGCAGAGAGUCUAUCCGACCGAAGAACCGAGGUUGCGAUCAACAACGACAGCUCCGUUGACAACGACGUCAACAUACAGAAGCCCACCCACAACAGAAAUCAUAGAAUGGACAGGAGAAGAGAAUUCAGAUGACACUAUUAUGAAGAAGUUUUUCCCACAUAUGCAGCUCACCUUUGACAGACCAUCGAAAGGAGCUGCACGCAACAGGGUUGUGCAGUCUUACCUGAUUGACGCACCACGUUCUGGUUCUCAGCGGUGCUACAUCUGUGCCUAA
This is a messenger RNA of Cooperia oncophora, 882 nucleotides long. NCBI's taxonomy places the organism in Eukaryota, Metazoa, Nematoda, Chromadorea, Rhabditida, Trichostrongylidae. The record is from the annotation of a GenBank genome assembly.